This is a messenger RNA of Diospyros lotus (date-plum), 369 nucleotides long. RefSeq lists its product as uncharacterized. The record is from RefSeq and is a predicted model, not a curated record. The coding region runs from base 1 to 369 and encodes 122 amino acids. NCBI's taxonomy places the organism in Eukaryota, Viridiplantae, Streptophyta, Magnoliopsida, Ericales, Ebenaceae. The transcript is spliced from 2 exons.
AUGAUAUCAGUUAUGCAUGCCGAGAGGCUUAUACGACAUGGGUGUGAAGCCUAUUUUACAUUUGUGACCAUGAUAGCUGAGGAGAAUAAGGAGUUGGCUGCCUAUCCUGUGGUGCGAGACUUUCCAGAUGUUUUCCCAAAUGAGUUGACGGGACUACCACCGCACCGGGAGAUUGACUUUGCAGUCAAUCUGAUACCAGUGUUUAUGGAUCUGAUGAACAGGGUGUUCAAGGAAUAUCUGGAUUCCUUUAUCAUAGUUUUUAUUGACGACAUCUUAGUCUACUCACCGAGCCCUGAGAUACACGAGGUGCAUCUGAGCAUUGUUCUGCAAAAGCUCAGAGAGAAGCAGUUGUAUGCCAAGUUUUUCUAA